GACAAAGACGAGUUACUUCCGGACUGACGUCAGGAAUGAAGGCUGUCACUGUUCCCAGUACUCGCCACCCUGACAAGGACAAUGGCACUUUGUUGACUACCACGCUUUUAUGACACCGCUAAGGCGCUACCACAUGCAGGACUUAUUUCAUUGCUCACACAGUCUGUUAAGGUGUCUCCAGCGCGGCGUCUCCCGUGACCUCCCACCCCCGAGCCAAGACAAAAGACACCGCCAGAGAACCCGAGGAUGUCUUGCUCAACUCACAGGAGACGAGUGACGCGGGACCUCUCCGUUCUCUUCAUCCUCCUCCACGUGUUCCUCAUGAUUUUGUCCCUUACGCUGGCUGAAGAAAUCAACAACCCGAAGACGGCCUUAACACGGAGCAUGAGAUCCGAAACGAAGAACAUGUGUCUACGCCAACUUGAGAGCCCCACGCCCAUCAAGAUUCUACUAAGGAUGUACGUGAGACCCAUAGGACCAGGGAGCAACAUGGUACAUGUGGCAGGCACUGUUCAUGUCCGCACUGAAGAGCUGGAGGUUGGAGGAGAUUGGGCACCGCUUCACUACGAGUACACCUCCUUCAAUCAAGAACUCUACCUUAACGUGACACUGAAGGGCAAGCCACUGAAAUACAUUCCCAGUCAAUCCAUGUACCACCUUCGUUAUGAGCUCGAUGCCGUCAAGAUGUAUGUUAUGGGACGAGUGGAGAUAAUAGACCAGGAGGAUUGCUCAGAACUCGAGACCACCACCAACGCAACUACCACCACCACAAAGCUCUACAACAAAGCACCUCAACAUCAAACGGUUCCUAACGCAAUCACAGUGCCUCCUGAAACUGGAGCUGCCUUCCCGUCAACCCCCGUCGCCUCCAUCAUGCCGGACAGCGGAGACACAACGUCGUGGGUUUGGGUGAUGGGGGCGGCAGGCUCAGUACCCAUCCUAAUCAUCCUAGUGAUUCUACUGGUGUUGCUGGUAGUGGUGGUGGUGAGUGUCUCUGUCAUCCUGUGGCGCCGAAGGAAAGCAACCAACAAUAUCUCAAAGAACAAGGACCCCUUUGCUGCAUGUCACGAUCCGCUCAUGCCUCAGCCACAGACCGCAGACCAGUUUUCCACAAACAGUACGAAUGUGAGCCCUUUAUACAGAUCUCCUCCUCCUCCUCCUCCUCCAAACUAUUAUAGUGAAUGAGAAAACUUAAUGAUGCACACACAAAAAGCAAAGAUGUACUGAAUAUCACAUCACCUCAAAAAUUACUUGAGCUCUCCAUCACUGACAUAUGAAUGUAAACCCUUCAUAUAGAACUUCUCCCAAUAACUACUGCAUAAAUGUAUAGCGAAUGACAAAAUAGCUGUUUUAUAUUAUACGAGUUCAUGUAAUCAUCAAAUACAAUAGGUAAAUGUUAAAAUAAUCGCAAUGUAAAGUUAAGAGUCUAAAAACUAUUUCUCAACAUCAAUAGCAGUAGACUUCAGUAAGUUUUCGAACACACACUUGCAUGACAAACCAAUGAGAAAGGCCUAAUCUAUAUUUACAUCACUAUUAUAUCAUUAUGAUUGUAGUAGUGAACACAGGAGAAAAAAAAAAUCAUAUGGCAAACCACUGUGAACGUCCUAUUCUAUGAUUCCUAUGAUUAAAUAAUGAAAAUUUUAGUAAUCGUCACGGGAAUAAGGUACAGACACCUGUGAUGGUGAAACUAGGUAGCUAUUAAUCUAAUGGUGUGAAUAUCACCUAAUCUGAACAAAAAAGUUUAUUUAUGUACACAUUACACAACUACCUCCUCUCUCUCUCUCUCUCUCUCGGCGAGAGGCUUUGUGAGCUAAUCUUUAUUUAACAGAUCUCUUAACUGUAAGACUAGUGUUCUAUUUGUAAUAGUUUUUAGUUUAGGCAUUCAAUGUGCCUGUAGUUUUUAGUUUCAUGUAAGUAUUUUAUAUUGCACAUAUUAUUUGCAAGACAUGAGUUAAGUAAGAAUUCUUGUUGAUUGUCCUUUUCUCUCCAUUUAUAAUAUAAUAAAAGUAUAUUCUAC
This is a messenger RNA of Portunus trituberculatus (swimming crab), 2017 nucleotides long. RefSeq lists its product as uncharacterized. The coding region runs from base 247 to 1185 and encodes 312 amino acids. Lineage: Eukaryota; Metazoa; Arthropoda; Malacostraca; Decapoda; Portunidae. The record is from RefSeq and is a predicted model, not a curated record. The transcript has 7 exons.